AUGGCUCAGACUCAGGGCAUUCGCUGCGGCAAUGGUAGCCUGCGUGGCCUGGCCUCCUCGUCCUCGUCCUCUUCAGCAACGGCCUCCUCCUCCUCCCCUUCCUCCUCUACGCUAAGGACUGCCAGUGAAUGGGCAAGAGUGCACCCAGUCGCAGCUGCAUUGCCGGGUGGAGGAGAUAAUAACAGCACUACUCCCACCACCACCACCACCUGUUCAGGGGAAACACUGCCAGUGCCGCUGCAGGUUCCACCACAGCAGCGCCGGGCUAAUAUAAUAGUGUCGCCCAUCCUCUCGCAGCUCCAUCCUGCUGCUUCCUCUUACUCUAUAGCUGCAAAAUCGUCCUUGCUCUCGGAAAAGUGGUUUGCCUCUACUGCUGCAUACAUGUCUCCGUCUAUUGCAAACCCGCUGGUUGUUUCUCCUACGCCCAUACGGCCGUUCUCGACCAUGGGGAACUCGAGGUUUAAUACUUCUGCGCCGGUGCUUAAUAGUGCCACCAAUACCGCAACCACAGCUACUACCACUAGUACUACUGCUGUACCGGCUGCUGCUGCUACACCGCAGCAGCAAAAGUUCACAUACCACAUCUCGGCAUCCUUCGCCGCGAAGCAGAAGCGCUUCAGUCCAACGACAAACAUAUUCAACUUCAACCCCUACAACCGCGUUCAGGACUCCGCGCGCCGAAAGUCACGCCCGGACGCGGGACAAGAUGCCUUCUUUGUCUCACGGAUUAACGAUAGUGGCGCCGUCGCCGCGGGAGUGGCGGAUGGCGUGGGCGGGUAUGCCGAGUCCGGGAUCGACUCUGCAGACUUCUCACACACUUUCUGCGAGCGCAUGGCUACGGCCGCGCACCAAGCGACCGCCGAAAGCGUCAGCGCAAAACAACUUAUCGAGACGGGAUACCGCCGCAUCCUGGACGAGGACGCAAUCGCGGGCGGCGCAAGCACGGCCUGUGUCGGCGUCGCGAAACCGGAUGGACAGCUCAAUGUCGCAAACCUUGGUGACUCUGGCUUCCUAAUCAUCCGCCAAGGAAAGAUCCACUAUGCAUCCGCCCCGCAGACCCACGACUUCAACACACCCUACCAGCUCGCAAUGAUCCCAAAGAAGCUCCUCGCCCAGGCGCGCCAGUUUGGUGGCGGGCCGUUCUCGGACGAGCCGGCGGACGCACAGGUCUCGACGCACUCGCUGCGCAACGGCGACGUCGUUGUCUUUGCGACGGACGGCGUCUGGGACAACCUCUCGAUCCAGGACGUGCUGCGCGUCGUCACGGACGAGAUGCAGAUCGGCAAGGGCUGGGUCAACAGCGCCGACGUGGGCAUCGUCCCGGCGCCGAACUUGGGGGGCGUGGCCGCGGAGACGGACGGAAGGGGGAUACAAGCGCAGGUUGCGAGGGCAAUUGCGACGAGGGCGAAGAGCGCGAGCGUCAGUACAAAGCUGGACGGCCCGUUUGCCAAGGAGGUGCAGAGGCUGUUCCCGGGGGAGAACUUCCAUGGGGGGAAGAAGGACGAUAUAUGUGUGGUUUGCAUGGUGGUGGUUGAGACAAAGGGCUCGACGGCACCGAAGUUGUAG
Messenger RNA from Morchella importuna, 1566 nucleotides. RefSeq lists its product as uncharacterized. Bases 1 to 1566 code for a protein of 521 amino acids. NCBI's taxonomy places the organism in Eukaryota, Fungi, Ascomycota, Pezizomycetes, Pezizales, Morchellaceae. The record is from RefSeq and is a predicted model, not a curated record. The transcript is spliced from 4 exons.